AUGUGUGACAUGGAACGGGAAUUCGACUGUUUGGUGACGUUCGUCGCGGACACCGUGGUCCGGUGGUCGUGCCGCCGUGGAGGCAUCCGGGUGGACACUUUGCAACAGGCGCUGUGCGAGCGGUACGGACCAGAACACUUCCGCCGGAAGCGCAACGCCGACAUGCUGGCCGAGGCCGUCGAAUAUCUGAUCUACACGAACAGAGUGAGCUUGAGUUGUUGCGAAGGUGGAGACCCGCGUCCAUGA
Macrosiphum euphorbiae (potato aphid) is the source of this 246-nucleotide messenger RNA. NCBI's taxonomy places the organism in Eukaryota, Metazoa, Arthropoda, Insecta, Hemiptera, Aphididae. The record is from the annotation of a GenBank genome assembly.